Messenger RNA from Penicillium cataractarum, 1689 nucleotides. RefSeq names its product acyl--CoA ligase. The record is from RefSeq and is a predicted model, not a curated record. The transcript is spliced from 3 exons. NCBI's taxonomy places the organism in Eukaryota, Fungi, Ascomycota, Eurotiomycetes, Eurotiales, Aspergillaceae. The coding region runs from base 1 to 1689 and encodes 562 amino acids. Gene Ontology annotation, molecular function: CoA-ligase activity. Gene Ontology annotation, biological process: secondary metabolic process.
AUGCCGGUCUCUUCUCCAUAUCCCUCGAUCAGGAUCCCUAAUGUGGACCUCUGGACAUUUCUCUUCGAACGAGGAGACAGACAGUUCCCGAAUGACAAGGUUAUCUACAACGACGCCCAAACCCGCAGACGUUAUAACUAUCAAGACUUGGAAGAUGGAACAAAGGCAUUUGGCAGGGGCCUGAUGGCUGUCUACGACUGGCGCAAGGGAGAUGUGCUCGCCUUAUACACCCCCAACAGUAUUGAUACCCCGAUCAUCAUGUGGGGUACUCAUUGGGCCGGCGGUGUGAUAUCUCCGGCGAACCCAGCGUAUACGGUCCGGGAGCUCGCCUCUCAGUUGAAGAGUUCCGGCGCGAAAGCUCUGGUCACCCAACUUCCAUAUCUAAAAAAUGCCAAAGCAGCCGCCAAGCAGGCGGGGAUCCCUGAGUCGCAUAUCAUCAUUAUCGGUGACCAACACGAUCCAGAAAGCAAAGUCAAGCAUUUCACCUCUCUUUUUAACAUCUCCGGCACAACUCAGUUCCACAAGGCCAAGGUCAACCCGGAAAAAGACCUGGCUUUCCUCGUCUACUCAUCAGGAACCACGGGUAUGCCUAAGGGAGUCAUGUUGUCGCAUAGAAAUAUUGUCGCCAACGUCUUACAGCUAGACGUGGGAGAAGGUGGCAAAAAGACUUGGAAUGGUGGCCCUGAUGGCAAGGGGGACAGAAUUCUGGCUUUCCUCCCCUUUUUCCAUAUCUACGGUUUGACUUGCCUCAUCCACCAAGCUCUGUAUCAAGGAUACGAACUUUAUGUCAUGGAGCGAUUCGAUCUUGAGAAAUGGUGCUCUUAUGUGCAGAACUACCGGAUCACAUUUUGCUACGUCGUGCCUCCUGUUCUCCUGCUGUUGAGCAAAGCCCCAGUGGUCGAAAAGUACGAUCUCUCUAGCCUGCGCAUGAUGAACUCAGGAGCUUCUCCUCUGACGACCGAGCUCGUGGAGGCAGUGUAUGCCCGUAUCAAUGUAGGGGUUAAACAAGGCUACGGCCUGAGUGAGACCAGCCCUACGACCCACACCCAGACAUGGGAGGAGUGGCGUACGAGUAUCGGAUCCGUGGGCAAGAUGAUGCCGAACAUGGAGGCUAAGUAUAUGACUUUACCCGAAGACGGCUCAGACGCUCACGAGGUGCCUACCGGAGAGGUUGGUGAGCUCUACCUACGUGGUCCUAAUAUUUUCAUUGGGUACCAUCAGAAUCCAACAGCAACAGCCGAAGCUCUCUCCUCCGAUGGUUGGUUCCGUACGGGCGACGUGGGCUACCAGGACAAGAACAUGAACUUUUAUAUCACAGACCGUGUCAAGGAGCUUAUCAAAUACAAGGGCUUCCAGGUCGCACCUGCAGAGCUCGAGGGUAUUCUUACCGACCAUGAAGCCGUCAAUGAUGUCGCCGUCGUCGGAUUCGAGAGUAAGUCUCAAGGAACCGAGGUUCCUGUGGCCUUCAUUGUGCGGUGUGCCAAGAGCCAGGCAUCCGGCGUCAGUUCUGAGCAGGAGGCUAUCAAUAUUCUGAAGUGGUUUGACGGCAAGGUUGCACCCUACAAGAAGCUGCGUGGCGGCGUGCGCUUUGUCGAUCAGAUCCCCAAGAGUGCUACCGGCAAAAUCUUGCGCAGGGCUUUGAAGACUCAGCUGAAGGAAGAGGCAGCUGCUCCUGCAGCCAAGUUGUAA